Molecule: messenger RNA, 709 nt
Organism: Cricetulus griseus (Chinese hamster)
Lineage: Eukaryota; Metazoa; Chordata; Mammalia; Rodentia; Cricetidae
Source: RefSeq, a predicted model, not a curated record
GUGGCUGUAGCUUUGAUGAUGGGCCAGGAGCCUGCGACUAUCACCAGGAUUUAUACGAUGACUUUGAAUGGGUCCAUGUCAGUGCGCAGGAACCCCAUUACCUGCCCCCUGAAAUGCCUCAAGGUUCCUAUAUGGUCGUGGACUCCUCAAAUCAUGAUCCUGGAGAAAAAGCCCGACUUCAGCUGCCUACCAUGAAGGAGAAUGACACGCACUGUAUUGAUUUCAGUUACCUGUUAUAUAGCCAGAAGGGGUUGAACCCUGGCACUUUGAACAUUCUAGUUAGGGUGAAUAAAGGACCACUUGCUAAUCCAAUUUGGAAUGUGACUGGAUUCACUGGUCGAGACUGGCUUCGGGCUGAGCUGGCAGUGAGCACUUUUUGGCCCAAUGAAUACCAGGUAAUCCUCUGAGAUUUUCUGCUGUGUACUUUCAUGUAUUGGGUCUCCCUGUAUAUGGGAAUUAUAGAUAUAAAUAACGGACUGUGUUCCUCCCCAUUGAACCCCGUCUCCUCAUCCUUGAGGAGGAGUUUGGAUACAUUGGCACAGAACCUUCUAACUAGAGACAAUAUUUUCAUGCAUACAAAAACAUCACUUCAGCCCACAAUUGUUUGCUUGGUGAAGGGCUACUUACUUCUGAUUCUGAUGCAUAUAUUUCUAUAUCUUUGUGCAGGAAAAAUAGUUUUUUUUCCCAUUAAACUGCAAUAUUCUGACUG